CUGGUAUUCUUCUCUUGUCCGGUUCGUGUCCGGUUUCUUUUCUUUGCCCUGCAAACACAGAAGCUCUUUAUGAAGUCCAUGUGCAUGGGGACACGCUGAUUAAAAUCCUCAGCCUGAGCAUGUCUGAAUGAAGGCACAUGUGGCGUUUACGUACGCGUUACGCAAGCCCCGCCCCUUUACCUGAGAGACUAGCACCUGGAUCCAACGAAGCGGAAGUCCGGCUGAGAUUACCUGCUUUGACAUCACCGUGGCCAGCAGUUCUGCUUUGGGACAGUCGCUGUGGAUCUUCAAAACUCUGUUGGAUAUGAAUUUACCCGAUAUUUAAGCUCAAACAGGUUUGAUAGGCGGUGAUGUUACGCAAAGGGUGUGUGACAGGUGAAGCUUUGUUUCUCACGCUCUGAGUGCCGGCUUCGCCUUAAAAGAAUGACAUUCCUCCGCAGGCUCCUGCGCAGACGCCUGCAUCCAUGGAAGCUGGCCAUAGUGGCGUUGGUGUUUGUGACAUUCCUGUUUUUGAUGCAGCGAGAGGUGGUCAGUCAGAGCCCCCAGGAUGAACCCUGGCUCAAAGGGAUUGUGGAGAAACGGGACGGCGUUCUUGAGAUGGUCAUGGGUGCCGUGAAUAACUUCCGGGACGCUAUGCCGAAGAUGCAGAUAAAAGCUCCGGUGAGGAAGCAGGAAAGCCAGGGCAGUCCGGCAUGUUUACCCGGAUACUACACGGCCGCUGAGCUCCGACCGGUCCUGGAAAGACCACCGCAAAACCCCAGUGCCCCGGGGGCUUCUGGGAAGGCUUUUCACACUGACAAUCUGAGCUCGUCGGAGCAAAAAGAAAAGGAGAGGGGAGAUGAGAAGCACUGCUUUAAUUUAUACGCCAGUGAUCGGAUCUCGCUAAGCAGAGACCUCGGCCCCGAUACGAGACCUCCAGAAUGCAUCGAACAGACAUUCAGACGCUGUCCACCCCUGCCGACCACAAGUGUAAUCAUCGUCUUCCACAACGAGGCAUGGAGCACGUUACUGCGGACCGUCUACAGCGUCCUGCACACCUCCCCUGCUCUGCUCCUCAAAGAAAUCAUCCUCGUGGACGACGCCAGCGCUGACGAGCGACUAAAGGAUGAACUGGACGAAUAUCUGAAACAGCUGCACAUCGUUCGCGUGGUCCGUCAGCCAGAGCGAAAAGGCCUGAUCACUGCGCGGCUCCUUGGGGCCUCCGUGGCCACGGGUGAAACGCUCACCUUCCUGGAUGCCCACUGUGAAUGUUUCAACGGAUGGCUUGAGCCGCUGCUGGCCAGGAUAGCGGAGAACUCCACCGCCGUAGUGAGUCCUGACAUCACCACCAUCGACCUGAACACGUUUGAGUUCAUGAAACCCUCACCGUAUGGACAGCAUCAUAACCGGGGGAAUUUCGACUGGGGCCUUUCCUUCGGGUGGGAGACUCUUCCGGAUCACGAGAAACGGAGACGCAAAGAUGAGACGUACCCUAUUCUGACACCAACGUUCGCAGGAGGAUUGUUCUCAAUUUCCAGAGAUUAUUUCUACCACGUAGGAAGCUAUGACGAGGAGAUGGAGAUUUGGGGAGGAGAAAAUAUUGAAAUGUCCUUCAGGGUGUGGCAGUGCGGUGGGCAGCUAGAAAUUAUCCCCUGUUCAGUCGUAGGCCACGUGUUUCGCACAAAGAGUCCACACACUUUCCCCAAAGGCACGCAGGUGAUCGUUCGCAACCAGGUGCGUCUGGCUGAGGUCUGGAUGGACGACUAUAAAGAGAUCUUCUACCGGAGAAACCAGCAGGCUGCUCAGAUUGCCAAAGAGCGCUCUUUUGGAGACGUCUCCAAGCGUGUAGAUCUCCGGGAAAAACUCCAGUGUAAGAGCUUUUCCUGGUAUUUGAAGAACGUCUAUCCAGAGGUCUUCAUGCCCGAUCUCAACCCGCUGCAGUUUGGCGCGAUAAAGAACGUGGGGAAGGAGGCCUGCUUGGACGCGGGAGAGAGUAAUGAGGGAGGGAAAUCUCUCAUUAUGUACCCCUGCCACGGGAUGGGAGGAAACCAGUAUUUCGAGUACUCGACCCAUCACGAGAUCAGGCACAACAUUCAGAAGGAGCUCUGUUUGCACGGGACCAGUGGAGUCGUCAAAUUAGAGGAGUGCCAGUAUAAAGGUCACAACAGCGUCACAGGACCUCAGCAGAGAUGGGAGCUCAGAGAGGAUCAGCUGCUCUAUAACAAGGCCUCAAAACAGUGCCUGACCGCUCGACAUGAAAACCCCUCUCUAGCAUCCUGCAAUCCAGGCGACAAGUACCAGCUCUGGGUCUUCACAUGAAUGGCGGGACCAAUCUCACACACACACACACACACACACACAGGGUCCAAAACUUAGCUUUUUGCCACAGCUGCCAAUUUACCUGCCAAAAAUAUUUCUUACACGCCAUGAAACUGUAUUUUACAGUAUUUUAUUUAUAAAAAUAUAUUUUUAGUCUUAUGACCACGAAUUAUAGAGUGUAUUUUUGACCAACAGUGCAACUUACUGGCUGUGUUCCAAAACCUACAUAAACAUCUGCCUUCUAAGGGGGCAUUCUAGUGUUCAUGCUUUUUAAUGCGCUACACAUGCAAAGACUCAAUAUUAUGCUCAAGUUCCCAUCCACUUUAUCAGCAUUCUUGGUUCUGGAAGUAUUUUUCCCAUUCAUUUUUACCAUAGAGGUUUUAGAAAGUCUUUAUUUAAGAGGCUCGAAGCAAACCAAGCAGCUAUGAGGUGAAUCACAACAUUACAAACUUAGAUUUGAACUAAAAAAAGUUUAGAAAUGAGACAAAAAAGACGAAGGUACAAUACUAUGUACUUAAAGGGGUCAUCGGAUGCUAAGUUCACUUUUUCAUGUUUGAACAUUAAUGUGUGUUGGCAGUGUAUGUACAAAUUUACUCUAUAAUGAUAAUAAUCCAUGCAGUGGUACACAGGAAUAUCUCCGAUUGAGCAGUUGAGGUGUUGUGUUGCUGGUCGUCAUUUACUCCCGACAUCUGAGCCGCUGAAGAUGCAGUGGCAUUACGUUUGUUUGUAAAGGGAAUGCGCCUCCCCAUCUACAUAAAUGCGUCUAUGUUCAUGCAAAUCACUUGUGAUCCAGCUUCACUUACAGCAGAAGUGAGUAUAAGGGUUUUUUUAUGAAUCUCUGCAAUCACCUUUCCUAAUAACGUGCUAGUUAGCAAGUUUAGUGGCUAAACAUGGCUAAAUGCAGCUAAAGUAAACAGGCUCGUCACUCCACAGAGAGUAGAGAGGGGCGGGGCGAGCAGAGCUCAUUAACAUUUAAAGCAACCUCGACCAGAACAGGAUGAUUUUUGCAGAGCUGAUUUUGACAAGGUAAAAAGGGUGUUGUUUUACACAACCUUUGAGAAUUUUUAACCAAAGUAUAUUAUAGACUUUUCAUUAAGACCCUAAAGAAUCAUAUCAACUUGUGGAAAAUGGGCAUCCGAUGACCCCUUUAAUGACGCAGUUUGCUUCUGAUUUCUCUGUAGAAUUAUGGGUAGUGUAGUUUUUUACCAGGAAUUUCAGUGUUAAACAUGAUUAUUUGUUUUUCUUGAAGUCAUAAACCUAAGAUAUUGUUGAAAAAAUGAAUCCCUUAUUGAGAAAAUGAAUGGGAUUUUUACUCUCAGAACCAACUGUUGCACUCUAUAGAUUAUUCAUUUAAAUAUAUAGUACAAACAAAUAUAGUGUAACAUUUUUAAAGAAUUAGUUCACUUCCAGAACAAAAAUUUACAGAUGUACUCACCCCGUUGUCAUCCAAAAUGUUUAUGUCUUUCUUUCUUCAGUCGUACAGAAGUUAUGUUUUUUUGAGGAAAUAAUUUCAGGAAUUAUCUCCACAGUUAGGGUAUGAAAAACUCCCAUCUCAUUUUCUUCUCCAACAUUAAAAACGUCCUACAUCGCUGCAAAGUGAACAUGCAAAGAAGGUCAAACGUCCUUUACAAAAAGGUAAAAACGCAAUGUUUUGAAGUUGGAGGAGAAAAUGAGAUGGGGUUUUUCGGCAUACCCUAACUGCAUUGACCCGGAAUACACAGAGUACGCAUGCGCAUCGCAGAGCUAGACAAGACGAGCAUUUAAGGUUAAAAAGUAUAUACAUUUUUAUUUUCUUUUAGAAAAUGACGAUUGUUUCGUUAGAUAAGACCCUUAUUCCUUGGCUGGGAUCAUUUCAAGCUCUUUGAAGCUGCAUUUAAACUGCAUUUUGGACAUUUAAACUCAUGGGCACCAUUGAAGUCCACUAUAUGGAGAACAUUCCUAAAAUAUUUCCUCAAAAAACAUAAUUUCUUUACGCCUGAAGAAAGAAAGACAUGAACAUCAUUAUCUGUAGAUUUUUGUUCUUGAAGUGAACUAAUCCUUUAAGUAGAUUCAAACUGUUUUUAUCAGAUUUAUUUGGUAUUGGAUGCUUUACAAGUAUAUUUGUGAAUUUCUUAAAAAUGUUAAAAUAGAGAUGCCCAACCUUUUUAAUAUGAAGUACCAAAAAUUUUUAAUUGAGAGCCUUGGACCAAAAGUAUUGUUGCAGCAUAUCCAACGAUAUUAAAAUGUAUUACACUUUUAAAAUGACACAUUCAAAUGAUUUGCUUUGAAAUAUUUGAAAUAUUUAAACUCGCAAUUGUGAGUUAUAAUUUUAGAAUUGUGAGGUAAACUCACAGCUGCAAAGUCUUUUAAUACAUUGUUUUUCAAUUAAAAAAAAAACAAAACACAAUUAAUACAAUUAUACAAGUGAAUUUUUCCUUUCAAGACUUAAGACUUAGACCUAAUUCCUAGUAAUUCACAUCAAUUGAAAAUAAUAUUUGAUAAUUAAAUAAAAUAAUAAACAAAUUAAAAGAAAGGGAGGAUUGUGAGAAUUGUAAGAUAAAAA
Messenger RNA from Labeo rohita (rohu), 4840 nucleotides. It is a transcript of the gene galnt3, whose product is annotated as UDP-N-acetyl-alpha-D-galactosamine:polypeptide N-acetylgalactosaminyltransferase 3 (GalNAc-T3). The coding region runs from base 424 to 2298 and encodes 624 amino acids. NCBI's taxonomy places the organism in Eukaryota, Metazoa, Chordata, Actinopteri, Cypriniformes, Cyprinidae. The record is from RefSeq and is a predicted model, not a curated record. The transcript is spliced from 12 exons. Gene Ontology annotation, cellular component: Golgi apparatus.